This is a messenger RNA of Gossypium raimondii (Peruvian cotton), 664 nucleotides long. Its product is annotated as LOB domain-containing protein 1. The transcript is spliced from 2 exons. Lineage: Eukaryota; Viridiplantae; Streptophyta; Magnoliopsida; Malvales; Malvaceae. The record is from RefSeq and is a predicted model, not a curated record. The coding region runs from base 26 to 529 and encodes 167 amino acids.
GGUUCACAGCAUGUAGUCCUCAAAAAUGGGUUCACAGACUCUGGCUAGGUUGGGAAUUAGGACCCAUCAUCAACCCUGCGCUGCUUGUAGGAUGCUACGCAGGCGAUGCGACAGUAACUGCAUCCUCGCCCCAUAUUUCCCAGGCGAUGAGCCUGACAAGUUUGCCGGUGUGCAUAAGGUUUUUGGUGCUAGCAACGUUAUCAAACUGAUUCAGAUGGUGGAGGAAACAAACAGGGAGGAUGCUGUUAAAGCGCUGGUGUAUGAAGCGAGAGCAAGGCUCCGAGACCCUGUUUAUGGCAGCACGGGAACCAUUUUUCAGCUGCAGAAGAUGGUGCAAGACCUAAAACUGCAGCUUAAAUCAACAAAUGCUCGAGUAUUGGAAUUGCAGCAGCAAAAAGAUCAGUUGCUGGGCAUCUUUAUGAAUGUUGAUCAUCUUGAUGUACUCUCUUCCGUUGAUCAUGGCCCCAGUUUCUCAUUGGAUUAUGAAGAUUCUAUGGCCUCUAAUCUCUUAAUCGGAAAACCCCAUUAAAAUAUGUUGGUAUAUCUAAUCAGAACAUGGAAAAACUGGGACCAAGUAUAUGAAAUUUAUAGGUGCUACUGACUAGACUAUGAAUACCAUCAACUGGUACCAUUGAUUUCAUAAGUUCUGUUUAUGUUUCUUCAA